Messenger RNA from Nilaparvata lugens (brown planthopper), 2132 nucleotides. Its product is annotated as E3 SUMO-protein ligase ZBED1-like. The transcript has 2 exons. Lineage: Eukaryota; Metazoa; Arthropoda; Insecta; Hemiptera; Delphacidae. Bases 193 to 2091 code for a protein of 632 amino acids. Gene Ontology annotation, molecular function: protein dimerization activity; DNA binding. The record is from RefSeq and is a predicted model, not a curated record.
UUAGUAUCAUUAUAUUCAUAUUAGACAUGGAAUUCUGUGUUUACCAACUGAAUUGAGUAAAGCUAAGGAAGUUUCUUGUACCUGUAAUACAGCUUUCAAAACCAAUUUCUCCUGCACUGUAUAAGACAUGUACUGUCUUAUAGGCCUAUUUUGAACACUUUGAAGUUCGGUUGAAGGUAGUACACAGUCCUGAUGGCGGGAAGAUCAAAAUCAUCUGUUUGGAGGCAUUUCAAACGAGACGAGAAGAAUCCUUCUUUUGCCACUUGUUUGAGCUGCAAAAAGCAGUACAAAACAAGUGGCAAUACGUCAAACUUGAAGGAUCAUCUUAAACGAUUUCAUCCCUUUCAAAAAUCGAAUUCUACCGAUGAAGAUGUUGAAGAUGAUGUAUGCCUCAUCGAAGAAGGAUCAAGUUCAAGUAACAUUGCAAGUUGUAGUUCAUCAGAAACCUCAAAUAAAAAAAAAGCUAGACCAUCAAAAGGAAUUAAACAUGGGAUAAAACUAUAUUUAGACCGUGGUAAAAAGUAUGAUGAUAAAAGUGAUAUAAAACGAAAAAUAGACGAAGCACUAGUUAAAAUGAUUGCUACAGAUCUUGAACCAUUCACAAUGGUUGAAAGAGAGGGUUUUCGAAAUUUUGUUUCUGUAAUUGAUUCCAAAUACGAACUACCGAGCAAAACUCAUCUUAAAAAUAAUUUCUUCCCACAGUAUCAUAACCAGUUAGAAGAAAAAUUGAAAACACUUCUUAAUAAAGUUAAGUAUGUUGCAAUCACUUGUGACGUGUGGACAUCCCCCUCUACAGAAGGAUACUUAACUAUUACGUGUCAUUUUAUUCAUUCAGCCUCUUUAUGUUCAGCUGUCCUGAAAACAUCUUGUCUUACAGGAAGUCAUACGGCAGAAGCCAUCGCAGGUGAUGUACGUUUAAGUCUAGAAGAAUGGGGAAUUUUGUCAAAGGUAGUCUGUAUCGUAACAGACAGUGGCUCAAAUAUGAUAGCAGCAGCAGGUUUACUUAAGAUCAAACACCUGCCCUGCUUUGCCCAUAUGCUUAAUCUUGUUGUGAGUGAUGCCUUAAAAAAUAAUGAAGUAGCAGUUGUUAUAAAGAAGGUGAAAGCCAUUGUUAAUUAUUUCCGGAGCAGUACUUUGGCUUCAGAUAAAUUAAGAGAGACUCAAACUAGUUUAUCCAAGAAGAUUCUUAAACUGAUAAAUGACACUCCAACACGAUGGAACAGUACACUAUUUAUGAUAAGACGUAUCUUAGAAGUUGGAGAUAGUCUUGUUCUAGCAAUGAGCUCCUUGAAGAACUCGCCACCUCAGUUGUCAGCAGAAGACAAUGCGCUUCUGAAAGACAUGGUUGAAGCUCUGUCACCAUUUGAAGAAGCAACAGAACAAAUAUCAGGUGACCAAUACGCGACAGCCAGUUUGAUAAACCCUUUGGUCAUCGGUUUGUUUAACCACCUUUCAGAAGUUGAGAUGACCAUGACUACAGAAGAAGGAAACAUCCUACUGCAUAGUUUGAUACGUUCUGUAAAUCAACGGCUAUUUCCUUAUGAAACAAGUGCAGUCCCGUCCUUAGCAACUCUUCUAGACCCUAGAUAUAAAAAAUUUGGCUUUCGACAGCCUACAAAUGUCACUACCGCUGUGAAAUUGUUAACCUCAGAGAUUACAUCAGCUGUCAAAGUAAAUAAGAUACAACCGCCUCCCUCACAAGCCUCUGCCUCGACCUCUGCUGUAGCUGAAAGUGAAGAAACCCCGCAGAAGAAAAAGAAGAUUAAUCUUUUAGGCUAUGUACAUAAACUUGCAGCUGAACAACUCCAAACUCCACCUACCACAGAUGCGAUAAUAAUUGUACGUCAGUACACUGAGAACAAAGUUAUCGACCACAAAGAAAAUGUGCUUCAGUUUUGGCAAGACAACAGCAAUAAAGAGUUAGCAGACAUCGCCAAAAAAUAUUUGUGUGUGCCUGCAACGUCAGUGCCAGCUGAAAGAGUAUUCUCUAAAGCAGGACUAAUUCUCUCAAGCCAAAGGAACAGGCUAAAGCCAAAAGUAGUGGACAAACUCAUUUUUUGUAAAAGCAACUUGUGGCUCUUAAAUGUCUAAGUUUUCAUUUUAAGUCUUAAUUCCUUUGACUUUAAUUUUCA